Iphiclides podalirius (scarce swallowtail) is the source of this 1830-nucleotide messenger RNA. The record is from the annotation of a GenBank genome assembly. Lineage: Eukaryota; Metazoa; Arthropoda; Insecta; Lepidoptera; Papilionidae.
AUGCUCGACUUGUUUAGCAUCUUCAGUAAAGGAGGCAUCGUGCUGUGGUGUUUCCAAAGUACCAGCGAAAUAUUUUCACCGUCUGUGAAUGCUCUCAUUCGUAGUGUAAUAUUGCAGGAACGCUCUGGGAAUAACACGUUUAACCAUAACUCUUUAACACUCCAAUACAAGCUCGAUAAUGAGUUUGAACUUGUGUUUGUGGUUGCAUAUCAGCGCAUACUACAAUUAUCUUAUGUAGAUAAGUUUUUAAAUGAUGUGCACUUGGAGUUUAGGGACAAGUACAAAAAUGAUCUGCAGACAGGGCGCUACAACAUGGACUUUGAGUUCAAAAUGUGUUUUGACAGGGUUCUGAAGGAAUGUGAGCAUUGGGCAAAGUCACAAGCUAAGAUUCCAAAACAAAUGAGAUCCUUUGAGGAUUCUCAGAAAUCUAAGAAAACUGUAGCUUCUAUGAUAGAGAGGAAAGGGGAAGAAAAGAAUAAGAAAUCUGUAAAAAUAGUUGAAACUAAGAAUCUGACCAAUGGGAAACUUGAAGAGUCACCAGAGCCAGAAGAUGAUGUGAUAUUAGCUAACAGAGCAAAGCUAGCUCAGAAAUUAGCCACUAAGAACAAAAAGGAACCCAAAAAGUCUCCCAAGAGUCCAAAGACUGUGGACCGUGUUAAGAAACCCCGUGUUUGGGAACUUGGUGGUGGUAAUCGAGACCUGCCAUCUUUGGACUUCAGUACUGACAAAGAUGAGGCGGUCAAUGAAAUUGCUCCUGACACAGAGCUCUUGGGUAAAAUGGCAGGAGCUAUCAAAGACUUAGAGGUUGAAUCGGACUACAGUAGUAGCGAUGAAGAAGUUGAGCAAACCUCACAGGCAAGCCCUAAGAAGUCUGGUGGCAUGUUCAGCCUAUUCAAAGGUUUAGUUGGAUCCAAGGCGCUUAGUGAGGAGACCAUGCGGCCAGUGCUAGAUAAACUGAGGGACCAUCUCAUUGGGAAGAAUGUUGCCGCAGACAUUGCCAACAAACUGUGUGACUCAGUGGCCACCAAGCUAGAGGGCAAGGUGCUUGGAACCUUCGAGAGUGUUGCUAAAACUGUACGCAGCACGCUCACCGAGUCGCUGGUUCAAAUCCUUUCUCCGAAGCGUCGUGUUGACAUCCUUCGUGAUUGUAUGCACGCCAAACAACAAGGGCGGCCCUACGUCAUGACAUUCUGUGGGGUGAACGGCGUCGGCAAGUCGACCAACCUGGCGAAGGUGUGCUUCUGGCUGCUGGAGAACGAUCUGUCCGUGCUGAUAGCGGCCUGCGACACCUUCAGGGCCGGUGCGGUGGAGCAGUUGCGCACGCACAUGCGGAGGCUGGACGCGCUCCAUCCGCCUUCAGUGCACGGCCGUCGGAUGGUCCAGCUGUACGAAAAGGGAUACGGCAAGGACGCGGCGGGCAUAGCGAUGGAGGCGAUCCGGCACGCGGCAGACUCGAAGAUCGACGUGGUGCUGGUGGACACGGCCGGCCGGAUGCAGGACAACGAGCCGCUGAUGCGCGCCCUGGCCAAGCUGAUCACCGUCAACUCGCCCGACCUGGUGCUGUUCGUGGGCGAGGCGCUGGUCGGCAACGAGGCGGUCGACCAGCUCGUCAAGUUCAACCAGGCGCUCGCCGAUCACAGCGCAGCCAGCGAGCCGCACGUGAUCGACGGAAUCGUGCUCACCAAGUUCGACACGAUCGACGACAAGGUGGGAGCGGCGAUCUCGAUGACGUACAUCACCGGGCAGCCGAUCGUGUUCGUCGGCACCGGCCAGACCUACACGGACCUGAAGGCGCUGAACCCGGAGGCGGUGGUGAGGGCGCUGAUGAAG